This is a messenger RNA of Carassius auratus (goldfish), 3394 nucleotides long. Its product is annotated as G-protein coupled receptor 61-like. The record is from RefSeq and is a predicted model, not a curated record. Gene Ontology annotation, molecular function: G protein-coupled receptor activity. Gene Ontology annotation, biological process: G protein-coupled receptor signaling pathway. The transcript is spliced from 2 exons. Gene Ontology annotation, cellular component: plasma membrane; endosome; signaling receptor complex. The coding region runs from base 916 to 2325 and encodes 469 amino acids. Lineage: Eukaryota; Metazoa; Chordata; Actinopteri; Cypriniformes; Cyprinidae.
GAGGAAAAAGCGACUGUUUUUCAUUGCAGCAGCCCCAAUGGAUCCUAAGAACCCGAUGUGACCCCAUACCGCAGCCCAUGUGCGCGAGCGUAUGCGCCUGAGAGCCUGUGGACGGACGCGCCAGAAACAGGAGGACACUAGGACCUGGUGAAGUGAGGAAGGUUGCCUGCCCGCCUGCAUCCCUGUCUCCUCUCCUUUCUGCUCUGCAGUGUCUCCUGUGCGCGUGUGAGGGAAAGCACAUGUUUGUGUGUGUGUGUUUGUAUGGAUGUGUGUGACAGAAAAGGGGCGAGAGCAGGUUUCGUACGGCACCGCCCGAAGAGACAGUGCUAUUUGUUAUCUUUCUGUCUUCUCGGCAGCGUGAACAUCAGCCUGACCACCUGGACCAGCCGCCUGCCUGAAGCAUCGCUGACGGGGGAGGGGGCGAUAUCUCUCUUUCUGUGUUUGUGUGAACGUGUGUGUGUGUGUACAUGCGUGUGGGCGGGUGAAAGGGUGAGGGGCGGAGAGAUGAAAGGGCCAGGUGAGGAGGGGUAUUGGGUACCUCUCUCUCUGGCUUUCUCUCUCUCCCCCCUCUUUUUUAUCCCUCUCUCACUGUCGCGCGACACUAACCCUGGAAGCUGAAGAGGAGAUCCUCGAUGCUGGACCUCUCCACUACAGUUCUAUCAUGUCUCAUUUGGAGCUGCUGGACUUUGAGCGCAGUGGAGCAUCAGGGAUUUCAGAGGUGAAUAUGUGAAGAUGAAAUUAGACAUUGAGACCCGAAUCAGCCCCAACUCCAUAGUCCGUCCUCUACCAGCAUGCCGUAACGCCGACAGAGAUCCACCAUCGAACGGUACUGCUGGAUCCCACUUUUCAGCAGGGGAGGAUGGGUGAUAGUCCCAUGAGAAUCACCUCCGCCCACAAUCCUCAUUCCAUCCUCUCAUGGAGCAUACAACCGCCUACAACACACUGUGGAACAUCACCCACUCCACCUCUUGGCGUCCAAACACACCCCAGCCUAACGCCUCAGGACUGAGUGAGCCCAGAGAUGGACACCUCCUCCAGACGCUUGGCCUGUGCACCAUGCUCCUGAUGGACAUACUGGCUAUAGUUGGCAACUUAGCUGUAAUGACAGUCAUCGCCAGGACGCCGCGACUACGUAAAUUUGUGUUUGUCUUCCAUCUCUGCCUGGUGGAUCUCAUUGCAGCCCUGGUGUUAAUGCCUCUGGGUAUGCUGUCAGGUCAGGGUUUUUUCAACAAGGCUCUUUGUCAGGGUUACCUGUGCCUGAGCGUGGGACUGAUCAGUGCUGCUAUCCUCACUAUCUCAGCCAUCAAUGUUGAGAGAUACUACUACGUCGUUCAUCCCAUGCGCUAUGAGGUGAAAAUGACUGUGGGGUUGGUGGUUUCAGUUCUGAUUGGAAUAUGGAUCAAAGCCAUCCUCAUGUCUGCAUUCCCUUUACUCGGCUGGGCGCUCGAUAGAGAGGAGGCGGGACCAGCUCUGGGGAAAGUUAUGGGGAAAAUCAUUGAACCAAAGUGCUGCUCACUCCACUGGAUUGAGGAAGGGUCCCAACGGUUGGUGUUCAUGGUCCUUUUUACCCUCAUGUACUUCCUGUGUCCAGUCCUUAUUAUCUUUGUGGUGUACUGCAACAUGUUUAAAGUGGCCAGGGUAGCCGCCAUGCAGCACGGGCCAGUCCCCACGUGGAUGGAGACUCCUCGGCCACGCUCUGAAUCUCUGAGCAGUCGCUCCAGCAUGGCGGCCAGCCUCAGUGGAGCUCGGACCACCCCUCAGAGGACUUUCAGCGGGGGCAAGGCUGCGGUGGUCCUAGUCGCUGUAGGAGGUCAGUUCCUUGGGUGCUGGAUGCCUUAUUUCUCCUUUCACCUGUACUGCACCUUUAUGCCAUCCUCUCAUGAAUCCCUCGCACGCAUGGCCCAGCUGGAGGACGUGUUCACCUGGAUGGGGUACUUCUGCUUCACCUCCAAUCCUUUUUUCUACGGCUGUCUGAAUCGGCAGAUCAGGGAAGAGCUGGCCAGAAACCUGGCCUUCGUUUUCAAGUGGAGGCGUCCCGGUGAAGAAGAACAGCUGCCUAGCCGAGAGGCUUCUAUUGAGGAGAAUUUUCUCCAGUUUCUUCAGGGCACAGGUUGCAAUAUGCGGCCAAGGAAUUCCCAAAGCAUCUCCAUCCCUCAACAAGAAGAGGACAAUCCUCUUUCCACUGAGCUCCACGGGCCAUCUGUUGACUUCCACAUUCCUGGCCAGAUCAUGGAGGAGACCUCGGAGUUCAUAGAGCACCAACACAUGAACAAUCUUAAUAUAUCAGACAAUUGUAUCAAGACAAAAUCGGAACUGCAAGGUUGAUAUUUUCAGAUUUGAAAUCUAUAUUUAUUGUAUCGUAUAUUGUUGCUAUGUUUUACCACUGGGACUUUUUAUACUCUGCCGACAAAUUUGUACAUAGUUGGUUAUACAUACACUUUGGUUGGUAGGUUUCUGUCAUACUCAAAGAAUAUUUUUUUUCUUUUGAGGAGAGAUGUUGGAGUGCUGAAAUGACCUCAUUCCAGCACAUUACCACUAGACAGAAACAUGUUUACAAAGGUUCAGUGACAUUUGUCCAAACAAUGUAACAUGGAACCAACAUUGUGACGUGGAAUCUGUAUUCAAAAAGCGGUAUGAACUGCAAGUGGUCUAUGUUACAAAUUUUUAAGGCUCGUAAUGUUAAGUCAGACAAUAAAUGAGUAUAACAUUUGUUAAUAACUCAGUAUUAUUGUAACAACAAAAUUUGGAGCAUGCACUAAUACUGAACCAAGGUUGUUUGUAGGGGUGCACCGAUAUAUAUCGGCCGAUGAUUAAUGCACAUCUAGUCAGUAAGGCCGAGCAUACACUGUGCGAUUUUCAUCUGAUUUUGAGCCGAAUUAUGACUCGUGCGACUCUUUUUCGGGUCGGGCCGAAUUUCAGCAUUUUCGUGCGUCGUUUGUCGUGCAGUGUUCGUGCAGUGUACAAGGGGAAAAGAGAGGCGAUAAGACUCUCCCGACCGGCAAUCGGUUGUUUGGAUGGAUUUCUGACAUGUCAGAAAUUUUGGUCGCCUCUAGUGAGGUAUCGCACUAUUGAAGCAGGACUAUGAACCGAUUUUCCACGUUUCCCUCACUGCGCAUGCAUGAAACCAUAAACGAAACCAUGGUGACACCUGACACAGCGUGUAGUGUGGACUGAAGUGAUGGAGGGAUAACUUGUGGAGUUAUGGCAAAGAAAAAGAAAAAUAAAAGAGGGGAAAAAAACACCUGCUUACCUCCAGUUUGCGUUGCAAAAUGGAUUGACCAUAUUGGCCACGUCUUCCCAGCCACCUGCGUGUCUAGAUACGCCGACGCCUUUUUUUUUUUUUUUUGAUGUUUCAGCACACAUAAUUGCGCAUAUCACCAAAGCAGUGCGUUUA